Messenger RNA from Acanthochromis polyacanthus (spiny chromis), 3600 nucleotides. It is a transcript of the gene mau2, whose product is annotated as MAU2 sister chromatid cohesion factor. Gene Ontology annotation, cellular component: chromatin; SMC loading complex. Gene Ontology annotation, molecular function: double-stranded DNA binding; protein binding. Gene Ontology annotation, biological process: mitotic sister chromatid cohesion; maintenance of mitotic sister chromatid cohesion. The coding region runs from base 176 to 1975 and encodes 599 amino acids. NCBI's taxonomy places the organism in Eukaryota, Metazoa, Chordata, Actinopteri, Pomacentridae. The record is from RefSeq and is a predicted model, not a curated record. The transcript is spliced from 19 exons.
ACGAUCCAGACUACGCAUGCGCAACACCCGCUUGGCGCUGGUUCUCAGAUUCGCGCAAAUGACUGAAAGCAGCGGGGAGACAGGCUGGAGCUGAACGCUGGCUUGGUGGACGUCGUCCCAGCGGUGGAUUGAUACGUUUUUGUUGUUUUUGUUUUUGUCUCCGGACGUAGUCGGAAUGGCAGCGAGCACAGAGACCCCGGAGCCCUGGUACCUGGCCCUGCUGGGCUUCGCAGAACAUUUCCGCACGUCGAGUCCGCCGAAGAUCCGUCUCUGCGUCCACUGUCUGCAGGCGGUGUUUCAGUUCAAGCCGCCUCCGAGGGUCGAGGCCCGGACUCACCUCCAGCUGGGCUCGGUGCUUUACCGACAUACAAAGAACAGCGAGCUGGCCCAGACUCACCUGGAGAAAGCGUGGUUUAUAUCACAACAAAUCUCUCAAUUUGAAGACGUCAAGUUUGAAGCUGCGAGUAUUCUGUCGGAGUUCUACUGUCAACAGAAUUUGGUGGACUCUGCAAAACCAGUGCUGCGGAAGGCCAUCCAGAUUUCUCAGCAAACUCCAUACUGGCACUGUAGACUGCUCUUCCAGCUGGCACAACUGCACACACUAGAGAAAGAUUUAGUGUCUGCCUGUGACCUCUUAGGAGUGGGUGCAGAGUAUGCAAGAGUCAUGGGAUCCGAAUACACAAGAUCUCUGUUCUUAUUAAGUAAAGGGAUGCUGCUGCUGAUGGAGAGGAAGCUGAGCGAGGUGCACCCGCUACUGACGCUGUGUGGGACCAUUGUUGAAAACUGGCAGGGAAACCCCAUUCAGAAGGAGUCUUUGAGAGUUUUCUUCCUGGUGCUGCAGGUUACACACUACCUGGAUGCUGGACAGGUGAAGAGUGUGAAGCCAUGUCUGAAGCAGCUUCAGCAGUGUAUCCAGACCAUCUCCACCCUCCACGAUGAUGAGAUCCUUCCCACUAAUCCGGCAGCUCUCUUCCACUGGCUCCCCAAAGAGCAUAUGUGUGUGCUAGUGUACCUGGUGACAGUGAUGCACUCCAUGCAGGCGGGCUACUUGGAGAAGGCACAGAAGUACACAGACAAAGCGCUCAUGCAGCUGGAGAAGCUGAAGAUGCUGGACAACAGUCCCAUCCUGUCCACGUUCCAAGUCAUCCUGCUGGAGCAUAUCAUCAUGUGCCGGCUGGUUACUGGACACAAGGCCACAGCCUUACAAGAAAUUUCUCAGGUUUGUCAGCUCUGCCAGCAGUCACCCAGGUUGUUUACAAAUCAUGCUGCCCAGCUGCAUACAUUGUUGGGCCUUUACUGUAUCUCUGUGAACUGCAUGGAUAACGCUGAGGCACAGUUCACUGCUGCACUACAGAUGACAACACAUCAGGAGCUGUGGACAUUCAUUGUGACAAACUUGGCCAGUGUUUACAUCCGUGAAGGGAACAGACAUCAAGAGCUGUACAGCCUUUUAGAGAGGAUUAACCCUGAUCACAACUUUCCUGUCAGCUCUCAUUGUCUACGAGCUGCAGCGUUUUACAUCAGAGGGCUCCUGUCUUUCUUCCAGGGACGUUACAACGAGGCCAAAAGAUUUCUAAGGGAGACUUUGAAGAUGUCUAAUGCCGAGGAUCUAAACAGGCUGACAGCCUGCUCACUAGUCCUACUGGGUCACAUCUUCUUUGUUCUAGGCAACCACAGGGAAAGUAACAAUAUGGUGGUUCCUGCCAUGCAGCUGGCCAGCAAGAUCCCUGACAUGUCUGUGCAGCUCUGGUCCUCUGCUCUUCUCAAAGCAGAUCUGAACGAGGCCUGUGGAAACACCAUGGACGCCCACGAGGCCGCCCAGAUGCAUCAGAACUUUUCCCAGCAGCUCCUGCAGGACCACAUCGCAGCCUGCAGCCUUCCCGAACACAACCUCAUCAGUUGGACAGACGGCCUCCCCCCCGUGCAGUUUCAGCCUCAGAACGGACCUACAACCAGCCUGGCCGGCCUGCUCUGAGAACGAGAUGCCACACUGACAGGGAAAGUGAGACACACAGGAGCUGUUGCAGGAAGAGAGGAAAGACCGAAGCAGCUGAUAAAAUUGUAAGGAGAAAUCGAGGGUAAUGAAGUUAGAAAGAGAAGGCACACUGCGCUGUGUCAUUUGGCAGACUUCCAUUCGGUGCAUUCCUUCACUUAUUUGGGGCACUGGGGCAUCAGGGCUGGUUUUUAGGUAACAUAUUUUCUACCACCUCAAAACACAAUGAAAGAGUUAAAUGAGAAAAUUGCUCCCAGUGUCAGAUCUAUAUGGUAAAUCUGUUCUCUCUGGGGUUUAGCUAACUUAGUUUGGCACAAAGGCUGGAAACAGCCAGUGUGGUUCUGUGCAGAGGUAACAGAAUCCACCCAAUAGCAGCUGUGAAGUCGCUGAUUUACCGGCUCUAUUUACAGUAAAAUCGAAGUAUUUGUUUUGUUCUCAAAUGCUUAGCUUUUCCUGUUACACAAGUCUGUACCAUUCAUUUAGCUCAUCUCCUAACUUCUUUUUGCAAGACUAUCAGGGAAGUAUUUUAGCUAUGGGGACUGCAAAAGUAAAAUUUAAAAUUUUAAUAGAAGCUUUUUUUCUUGAAGGUCAAAUUACUGUUAAAUUUUAACCACCCACUGGCCAGUCAGAUACAGAGGAAUUGGAUGCAGUCUGUUGCUGUGCAUGAACCUAAUAUCUGCCUUUUCAAAGCACCGGAUGGCCAGUUCUGAUACAGUAUUAGUGAGGAUACGCAGAAUAUAUAUUAUACUAAAUAUCUGUAAUGAUCCUAAUGUAGUAUAGUGGUUUGUUUGAUAUGUACUUUGUUCACUCAAAAGGACAAACGUGUCUGUUGAGCUGAAGACCAUUCAGAAUUCGAGUUACUAGACCUUGGAAUGAGCUGACCAUAGAAACACUGACUUGCUUGACACCCGAUAGUAUUUAAAAAUGUUUUGAGACUGCGAUGCGUUAAAAAAAACUGUAUUUUUUGACACUACGGCUCAUUUAACUUGCCGCCUGACUGUUCUUUCCUUCAGAUUUUUGCCUUUUCACUCUCACCACAUUUUGUUCACAGUCAAGUAACAACAAUAAUAUUUCUACUAAAUAAGAUUGACUCUUGCCUCUCUGUACAUAUGUUGUUUCAUGAUGAAACUCACAUUUUUACCUUUUCCAUGGAAGCAUUUUUGAAUAAUAGUUUUUUCACUCAGUUCCUGUUUUACUCAUUUCUUCCAGACGAUGGCGGUAUGAAUCUGUAUUUAAAUAACUUAUUUAUUUAAUGAUGCUGAUUUUCUUUGCUGGUAUGGUUGGUUACAGUUUUGAUAUAUUAUCAAACACCUGGUAGGACUGUAAUUUAGUCAUGCCAAUGUAGGAAAUGUACAGUUUUAGUUUUAUAUAGUUACCACAGUUACACAGAUUUCUGCACUGAUAUUUUUUUUUAACCAAACAAACUACUGAGUUUGGUCAUCUGCAUCUUAAUUACUGCAAUAAAACCGAAUGACAUUUAUUAUAUUGACAUUUUACAGCAUGUUAUAAAAGGAAAUGUUUGAUUUGUGUUUUCCCCGUUCUCAUUUUAGCUGCUUAAAUUUGACACUUGUAUGACUUUUUUUAUAAAUAAAAAUUCAAAAAUUCAA